UCAUUUUGCGAUUCUGGUUUGUGCUGUGAAAAUCGUGUUCCAUUACCACUAUAGUCGUGAAACUUUUGCAACUGUGCUAUUGAAUUUUCGAAGUAAAUGUCAAAGUUGAGGAAAACGUAAACAAAACAUGUCGGGAAUAAUUAUUUUAUUAGAAUUAUCGCAAAGAAUUCGAGGCGAGCAAAGAGAUAAUUUGAGAGUGCUCCGGCGCAGACUUCGCGACGACCAAAAUCCCUUUGAGAUUAUAACAGACGAGCAUUUCAUUGAUUUAUAUCGGUUCCCUAAAGCUUUGUGCCUGGAAUUAAUUAAUGAAUUAAUGCCAUUUAUGCCGAACUCGCAACGGAGACAUGCUGUUCCGAGUCUUGUAAUUAUUUUAAGCGCCCUGCGUUUUUUUGCCACUGGUAGCUUUCAAAGAAGUGUGGGGCAAGACAGUUUAUCUGCUUUAUCCCAAACAUCAGUCAGCAGAUGUGUGCAAGUGGUGGCAACUGCACUUAAUAACAUAGCCCACAGACAUAUAAAGAUCCCAAAACGCGAAGACUUCCCGGCGCUCAAAAUAAAAUUCAUGGAAAAAUACCAAUUUCCUGGAAUAAUCGGACUCAUAGACGGAACGCACAUCAAAAUAUCAGCCCCGAAGAAAGAAAUUGAGCAUGUUUACUAUUGCCGAAAGGGUGGGCACUCCAAGAUUUGCCGCUAUGGAGAUAUCUUACGAGGUUAUAAGUGAUGGUCAAAAUUGCGGUAGCCAAGCAUACGAACCAAAUAUUCGCUUUGGUUUUUAGAAAGCUAACUUUAAAAAGCUCAAGAAAGAACUGUCUAAAAUGUCGUGGCAUGCAUAUAAAGAAUAUAUUGAACAAAGCGUUGCACUUUGUAACUUUACUUUACAUAAAUUAUUUAAAAAGCAUGUGCCUA
Messenger RNA from Rhagoletis pomonella (apple maggot), 903 nucleotides. RefSeq lists its product as uncharacterized. Bases 128 to 718 code for a protein of 196 amino acids. The record is from RefSeq and is a predicted model, not a curated record. The transcript has 2 exons. NCBI's taxonomy places the organism in Eukaryota, Metazoa, Arthropoda, Insecta, Diptera, Tephritidae.